This is a messenger RNA of Racocetra persica, 276 nucleotides long. The record is from the annotation of a GenBank genome assembly. Lineage: Eukaryota; Fungi; Glomeromycota; Glomeromycetes; Diversisporales; Gigasporaceae.
GAAGUAUUCAAGGGAUUUAUUCUAGAUAAAUGCCAAGCCUAUUAUUUACAAAAUCCCAGUUCUUCUGGUAAUAGUUUAGCAUCUGAAGAAUUGGCAUCUGAAGAAUUGUUACAAUAUAUUAGUUAUUUGCAAUCUCAGUUUGAUGAAAACAUUGAUGUGUAUAAAUGGUGGAAAAUUUCAAAACAUGAAUUUCCUGGUUUAGCUACUCUUGCAAGGAAAUAUUUGCCUUUGGUGUCAAAUUAUGAAAUGCAAUCAAAUAAUCUUAAAAAUUUAUAG